CCGGCCUCCCGGCCAGACAUGGUUCGGUUGGCCCCGCUUUGGUGGGCUUACGGACAUCGCUCGGUGUCAUUAGAUGGCGCGAACGUGGCCGCGCGCUCGCCGCAUCCAUCCAUCGCUCGGCGAAGCCGAUCCGUCGAAGCCAAUGGCCGGCGCCCGUGCUUCCACUCACAAGAUAGACGGGGACUGGCGCUUUUCGCCAUCAUCGGGCUUUGAGGUGUUAGAACAUCGCUCCAUUGGGCCGGGCGCGUUGCUGCUUGCGUCGCUGUGGGACAGCGUCACGCUUGCGCAUUCCUUCUUAUUCAGCAAUUAACAG
This is a messenger RNA of Amoebophrya sp. A120, 313 nucleotides long. The record is from the annotation of a GenBank genome assembly. NCBI's taxonomy places the organism in Eukaryota, Dinophyceae, Syndiniales, Amoebophryaceae.